UUCCAUCAGUCACUGCAAUUUCAAUUCUUCUUCCAACAACUAUUUUGUCCAUUCCACAAAUUCUUCACAUUGCGCUCAUAUCGCGCUUACAGCUCAAACAUCCGCAAUUCAGUACCCAAUAAUAGCACCUGCAUUUGCACCUAUCAGAAGCGGCGGUUUCUGCUAUCAUUCCACUACGUCGGCCUCCGGCGCCUGCCACCAUGAGCGCAAUCCUAUCUGCAGAUGACCUGAACGAUUUCAUUUCUCCCGGUGUCGCAUGUAUCAAACCGGUUGAGACACUUCCGAAGAAAGAGGAGUCAAGUUCAGAUAAUCCUUACGAAGUGACCAAAGAAGACAAAGUCCAGCCUGAGAAUCUACCCCCGGCGCAGAUCUCUUUAACCGAUUGUCUCGCCUGUUCAGGGUGUGUGACUUCCGCCGAAGCAGUGCUUAUCUCGCUGCAGUCGCAUGCAGAAGUCCUCAACACCCUCGACACAUACCCUGAACUAUCCUUGAGUGGCGAUGAUGUUCACGAUGACGAGAGUCGGAUAUUCGUCGCUAGUGUCAGCCCGCAAGUCAGAGCCAGUCUGGCCGCGACCUACGGUAUAACAGAGAAGGAUGCGAACAAUAUUAUUCACCAGUUUCUGAGCGGCCCUCAAGGUUUACGGGCUGGAGGAGCGAAGAACAGCGGGUUCUCCUGGGUGGUUGACACCAAUGUCAUGAGGGAGGCGGUCCUGACUCUCACUGCAGAUGAGAUCAGCGAGUCUCUGGUCGCCACUGCAGACAGCGCUGGUUCGUCAUUACCGAAACGCCCAAUUCUGUCCUCCGCAUGCCCUGGGUGGAUCUGUUAUGCCGAGAAGACACAUCCGUUCAUCCUUCCCCAUCUGUCCCGCCUUAAGUCUCCUCAAGCACUCACCGGAACUUUUCUAAAGACGGUGCUUAGCAAGGCUUUGGGAAUCCCUACUUCGCGCAUCUGGCAUUUGGCCAUCAUGCCUUGCUUCGACAAGAAGCUUGAAGCUAGCAGGGAAGAGCUCACGGACGCAGCAUGGUCCCCAUCGCCUUCAGAUUCUACCACGCCUAUUCGCGACGUCGAUUGCGUCAUCACCACGCGCGAGCUUCUUUCAUUAGCAUCCUCCAGAGGCAUAUCGCUGCCUGAUCUGCCUUCAAAGCCUUUUACGCAGCCACAAUUCCCGGACCCAGUCCUGAAUGACUUCCUAUUUUCCAGGAAAGGUUCAGAACAAAACGCUACAACCGGUACUUCUGGAGGCUACCUCUACCACGUCCUCAAAGCUUUCCAAUCGCGAAACCCAGGCAGCGAGAUUGAAAUACAAAGGGGAAGGAAUGCAGAUGUCGUGGAAUACUUCCUCAUGUCGCCCGAAAAACAGCCCAUCAUGAAAGCUGCUCGUUAUUAUGGCUUCAGAAACAUCCAGAACCUUGUUCGCAAGCUCAAACCAGCACGGGUGUCACGACUUCCUGGUGUGAAGGCAGCGAAUGGCGCCAUGGGAGGCGCAAGACGGCAGCCGAUGGCACGCAAUGCCGCUUCAGGGGGAUCUGGCUCGGACUACACAUACGUGGAAGUCAUGGCCUGUCCUGGGGGUUGUACUAAUGGUGGCGGACAAAUUCGCAUUGAGGAUGCUCGCGAGGCCACUUCUAGCACGCCGAAUGAGGAAGUCGCUACGUCGAAGCCCUCGCCGCAUGAGCAGCGCGCAUGGCUUGCGCGAGUGGAUGAGGCAUAUUACUCUGCAGAGUCGGAUUCAGAGAGUGAAGUCAAUUCUCAGUCGCAGCCCCUGUCUCUCCAGGAACAAGAAGCCAGGGUUCACAAUGCCUUGACUCAUUGGUCAACAUUCAUGGGGGUGCCUCUUUCGAAGCUGGCAUAUACUACCUACCGUGAGGUUGAGAGCGACGUGGGCAAGCCUCAAGGCCCGCCAGAUGCCACCCGUGUUGUGGAAUUGGCCGGAAAGAUUGGUGGCGGCUGGUGAUUUGUUCCUUUAUCUGACGAUAUAUACCCCGUG
Messenger RNA from Aspergillus homomorphus CBS 101889, 1988 nucleotides. RefSeq names its product iron-sulfur cluster assembly protein NAR1 (gene nar1). Gene Ontology annotation, molecular function: 4 iron, 4 sulfur cluster binding. Bases 201 to 1955 code for a protein of 584 amino acids. Lineage: Eukaryota; Fungi; Ascomycota; Eurotiomycetes; Eurotiales; Aspergillaceae. The transcript is spliced from 2 exons. Gene Ontology annotation, biological process: iron-sulfur cluster assembly. Gene Ontology annotation, cellular component: cytosolic [4Fe-4S] assembly targeting complex. The record is from RefSeq and is a predicted model, not a curated record.